Macadamia integrifolia is the source of this 1739-nucleotide messenger RNA. Its product is annotated as probable cadmium/zinc-transporting ATPase HMA1, chloroplastic. The coding region runs from base 442 to 1629 and encodes 395 amino acids. The transcript is spliced from 5 exons. Lineage: Eukaryota; Viridiplantae; Streptophyta; Magnoliopsida; Proteales; Proteaceae. The record is from RefSeq and is a predicted model, not a curated record.
AUCUAAGGCUGUGUAUCUUUGUAUGAUUGAAUUUCUCUGUAACACAACAGAGUGUCUAACGUGCAUCCAAUGAUCAAAAACAUUCACGCACGAAGCUUAAGGCGGUCACGCGCAGAUACGCUGGAUGCGCGCCAAACAACCUGUUAGGUCACAGAUGAUCGUAGAAUGGGUUUCAUGAGUCAAAACUCGUAACUCGCCAUUCACAAGGCACAACUCACAAGUCGCAAAACGUCAAAACGCGGGGAGCCGUGACAACCUGACCGGGGGGAGGCUGCGAUGAGCACAUGGUGUGGAUGUUAUAACAACAUCCGAAACCGAAGACCAGAAGUUUUGGAAAUCCAUGAGAGUCAGAUGCCCUGUCCCACUCUCACUCUGAAGCGAGCUAUACAUCUUCAGGCCAUGGCCUGAUUUUACUGCUCUCAAAACCAAAGGGUCGCGACGAUGGAAGCCCUUCCGUUUGCAGUAGGAAGCAGAGGAUUCCGUACGCUUAAUUCCAGAAGGAGAAGAAUUGCUUCAUACAGUAGUCAUUAUCCUGUCUAUAAACAAAUCGAUUUUUCUUAUCUCCUUCAUAAGCCCUUCCAUGCCUCGUCCUUACGGUGCCGAACGAUCGCCUGUCUUGCUCAAGGCAACGACAAUCAUCACCACCGCCACCAAGAUCACCACCAGCAGCACCAUCAUCACUCCCACCCUCACCAUCACCACCAUGAUCAUCACCAAAGCGAAGUUCCGGUGUUGAACAGGUCGCAGGAGGCGGUUCUUCGCUUUGCUAAGGCAAUUGGAUGGAUUGACUUGGCAAAUUUCCUUCGUGAGCAUCUGCAGUUGUGCUGCUGUUCGACGGCUAUGCUUCUUGUCGCCGCAGCUUGCCCCUACUUGUUCCCCAAGUCAGUGAUGAAGCCUGUACAGAACGCCUUCAUUGCUGUCGCCUUUCCUCUUGUCGGGGUGUCAGCAGCACUUGAUGCUCUAAUUGAUAUUACUGCUGGAAAAGUAAAUAUUCAUGUCCUCAUGGCUCUUGCUGCCUUCGCAUCAGUAUUUAUGGGGAAUGCCUUGGAAGGGGGCUUACUUCUUGCAAUGUUUAAUCUGGCCCAUAUUGCGGAAGAGUAUUUCACCAGUCGCUCAAUGAUUGAUGUUAAAGAGUUGAAGGAGAACCAUCCAGAUUUUGCUCUUGUACUGGAAGUGGAUGGUGAUAAUGCACCUCAUUUCUCAGAUUUGACGUACAAAAGAGUUGCUGUGCAUGAUGUAGAAGUGGGUUCAUAUGUGUUGGUCAGAGCUGGUGAGUCUGUGCCUGUAGAUGGUGAAGUUUUCCAUGGGAGAGCAACAAUUGCUAUUGAGCACUUGACGGGGGAAGCCAAACCAUUAGAAACUAAAGUUGGGGAUAGAGUUCCGGGUGGUGCAAGGAACUUGGAUGGUAUGAUGAUAGUCAAGGCGACCAAGACAUGGAAUGAAUCAACUUUGAACAGGAUUGUGAAGUUAACUGAAGAAGCACAUCUAAAUAAACCAAAACUUCAAAGGUGGCUGGAUGAAUUUGGUGAGCAUUACAGCAAGGUUGUUGUAGCUCUAUCUUGUGCAGUUGCCCUUAUUGGACCUCUUCUUUUCAAGUGGCCAUUCAUUGGUUCAACAGGUACUUUGUAAGAGGUUCAUUUGUUCCACUAAAAAUAUUUAAUAAUGUCAUUGGUUGUUCUUGAAUUGCCUUUUAUCUGGUUAUCUCCUUUAGAUGUCUAAAUGAUCAGUCUAAAAAAGUA